UGAAAAGCCUGGGUGGCAUUUCCAAAGCAUGUCUGCUCAGAGAUCAAUGAGCUCCAGCUGAUUGCCGCCAUGAAGCUAGUGGCGGGCUCUUACGAGCGCUUCCUCUUCGGCUACCACCUCGCGCCGACCGCGCUUAAAGACGAGCUGCCGGACGAUGCACCAGCGGCGGAGCCUCGGCCGCUGUCCGCAGCAUUCACGUAUGCGGCGCAUUUGGGCCCCAUCAAGAGUCUGGCUGCGUCAGGGAGUUAUCUUGUGUCCGGGGGAAGCGAUGACAUCAUCAGAAUAUACGAUAUCAAGGCCAGCAAAGACAUGGGCUCUCUGACCGAGCACCAAGGCGCCGUGACGUGCCUUCAGUUCUAUGGUCAGCUUGGCGUGCCAACGCACCUCCUGAGUGGCAGCGAGGAUGGGUCGGUGCUCGUGUGGGACACGGUCGAUUGGCAGUUCCUGAAGCGGUUGGGGGGGCACAAAUCCUCAGUCAACGACUUGACCCUUCAUCCCUCCGGCAAGCUCGCGCUGUCUGUCUCCCGAGAUACGCACCUCAAGAUGUGGGACCUGGUCAAGGGGCGCUGCUCCUAUACAACAAAGACUGGAGGGGAGGCGCUGCUGGUCGCUUUCUCGCCCCAAGCGGGAAACAGCUAUUGCACGGCAGUCGGAAAUGACGUCAUCGUCCACGAUGCACAGGAAGGCAAGGAGAAACUAGGGCUGGGGGGUAGCGCAAAGGUCCUGAGCUGGGCGCAAGAUCAGGAUGACGUGAUGGUGACGGGGUGCGAGGAAGGCCACUUGCAGGCCUGGGACCUCAGCAGCGGGAAGAGCGCUCUGCACGUCCCAAAUGCGCAUUCAAAAAGAAUACGCGGCGUCGCCCUCCCGGGCGCGACUGGCGCUGGCCCCGCCAAAACCCUGCCGACCCACGUGGCUACGGCGUCCUCUGACGGGUUCAUCAAAGUGUGGGACACGCGACUGAUUCGGCGGGACCAGGACGGGCGAACUGCGCCCGCGCCGCUGUACGAAGUGGACACGAAAGCGCGGCUGACGUGUCUCGUGGUCGGCGGGGCGAAAGGGAGGAGUAGAAAAGAGGCGGCCGUUGGGAAAGGCGGGGUCGAAGUGGGCGACCAACCGAGCACCAGUCUGGCGCACGAGAACGGAGAAUCAAGAAAUGGUGCGGAGGCCGUCGAAAACGAAGCACAGAGAGUGCAGCCUGCUGCAAUUCGACAACGAAAAGUGAAGGCUGCCGGGAGGGGGGACGCACCGGAAAGGGGUGCCGUCAAGCGGAGUAGAGGGGGAAAAGGCAAGAAGGGGCCAGGAUGACCACACAUUCGAGCGGCCCUUGCCCUGCCUUUUGAGAACUGUGAGAGCUUGACCUGGAGAAUAGAAAGUGGACUCUUGACACUUAGAUGCUCUCGUUAUUUGGAGUUUAUCCUUAAAGCUUAUUAAGACCUCUAGCAAGCUCGAUGUGCCAGUCCCCAUUCUUCUCGGCAUGUUGACUUCUUUGUGCCCUCAUUGUAGAGUUCACUGUAUGGCAGCCCUCUGUCAAGGAACAGGUAGUUCAAAAUCGUCCACUUUCCAAUUUGGGGAAUUCCUGGGAGUUUAACGCUGCCCCACACCCAU
This is a messenger RNA of Klebsormidium nitens, 1605 nucleotides long. Lineage: Eukaryota; Viridiplantae; Streptophyta; Klebsormidiophyceae; Klebsormidiales; Klebsormidiaceae. The record is from the annotation of a GenBank genome assembly.